Lactuca virosa is the source of this 597-nucleotide messenger RNA. Lineage: Eukaryota; Viridiplantae; Streptophyta; Magnoliopsida; Asterales; Asteraceae. The record is from the annotation of a GenBank genome assembly.
AUGGUUGCCGCUUCCGGAUCCUUCCCACCGCCUCUCUUAUCACCGUUCUUAUUCCUUAUCUAUUCAACUGCAACUAAUCUUUCUCUUCGAACCCAAACUCAAACAACCGUUCAUCGGCUUCUUCUUCUCCGCAUCUGCCGCCUCUCCCUUCUUCCGUUUCCGGUUCAGAUCAGACAUGUUUCCGAUUUUUCUUUUUUAGCGACUUCGUUUCUUUAUUUCUCGGCAUCGGAAGUGGUUUUCAGCCAGCUCCAAUACCGACUGGUUUUGAACGAGCUCCGUGUAUCCGUUCUCGCAUCUGGAAUCAGUUCAGAUAAUCAGAUGAAGGAGAGCAUAUCGCGUUCGGUUUUGGUGCAUAGUGAUUUUACCCUUCGUGGCGAAAAGAGGAGCGCUUCAAUGCAUCUGAUGCUGAUGGAGAUGACUGAUUCAAACUACUUGUAUGAUGUUAUAUUAUAUCACAGGGAUUUAGAAAGGCUGGUGAAAGUGGAUUUACAAAAAUCACAGAAUGAAUUGGCAACUUCGGACCAGCAAAAGUCAGAUGAUAAGAUGUUGAAGUUGGUAUAUGAUCAAAAGCAAGAAGAAGUGCUCCGAAAAUUAUGA